Messenger RNA from Microdochium trichocladiopsis, 1124 nucleotides. RefSeq names its product putative aquaporin transporter. Gene Ontology annotation, molecular function: water channel activity. The transcript is spliced from 3 exons. Gene Ontology annotation, biological process: transmembrane transport. Bases 1 to 945 code for a protein of 314 amino acids. NCBI's taxonomy places the organism in Eukaryota, Fungi, Ascomycota, Sordariomycetes, Xylariales, Microdochiaceae. The record is from RefSeq and is a predicted model, not a curated record. Gene Ontology annotation, cellular component: plasma membrane.
AUGGAGCACCAGACUCAGCAGGAACAGCUUGCCCGGAUUGCAGAAUCUCACGUCAACGUGGGUCAGUUCGCAGGUCGUCUAGGCGGCAAUGGAGGUGGCAUCCUCCCAGACACGGACUCCUCCAAGGAGCUGCUCGAACGUGUCCCGGACGCGGCGCCCUUGAUGACCUUUGCGCAGCAGUUCGAUUUGCGCCCAUUCAGGACGCCGGAGUUGUGGAAGGCGGCUCUCAUGGAGGGUGUGGGCACGACAAUGUUCGUCUGGAUCACAAUCUACUCCAAUUCCUCCCCCCUCACCGAACCCUACGGUCCCACCGCGCAACUCGGCGUUUUCAACACUGCCAGCUUUCUCGGCCCCCUGGUCGGGAGCUUCCUAAUCUUCGUCUACCUCACCCUCUUCAUCUUCUGCUUUGGCGGUGUAACAGGCGCCCAUCUAAACCCCACUCUGACAUUCGCCACAUUCUUCGCCCGUCUCUCCUCCUUCCCACGCACAGUCCUCUACGUCGCCUUCCAGACCGCUGGCGGCGCGCUGGGGGGUGUCCUAGCCCGCUUGAGUAUUGGGACACGAGACUUCAAGGCUGGAGGAUGUUAUCUGUUUCCAGACCAGAUUGACACGGGGGAUGCGUUUGUCAUUGAGUUUAUGGCUACGUUGCUAUUGUUGUUCUUUGCGUUCGGGGUGGGCAUUGAUCCGAGGCAGAGGGAGAUUGUUGGGCCGACGCUGGGGCCGUUCUUGGUAGGUAUGGCGGUGGGAAGUGUGUCGUUGGGCAGUGCGUUCGCGAGGGUUGGGUUUGGGGGUGCGAGCACGAAUCCGGCGCGGUGUUUUGGCGUGUUUGUUGGGAGUCAUUUUCCGAGGUGGCAUUGGAUAAAUUGGAUCGCUGAUAUUGCGGCUGGCAUUGUCCACGCCGUGUUCUAUCAUAUUGUUCCUCCGUGGAAUACAGCACCGCAGUGAAUCACUUGCCGAGGCUCACGCUCAGAGGAGUAGGGUUGUGGUGGAUUGAGGGGAAGGAUGUGUUAUUCAGUAACCAAUAUUCGAGAACAACCUGCAUUCUGGCCAAGAUAUAAUCACAGCUCUGUAAAGAAUUCCAUUGGGAUGAAGCCAAAGACUGAGCUUAGCAACGCUAACAGUAC